This is a messenger RNA of Cyprinodon tularosa, 1973 nucleotides long. It is a transcript of the gene egr4, whose product is annotated as early growth response 4. Gene Ontology annotation, biological process: regulation of transcription by RNA polymerase II. NCBI's taxonomy places the organism in Eukaryota, Metazoa, Chordata, Actinopteri, Cyprinodontiformes, Cyprinodontidae. Gene Ontology annotation, molecular function: RNA polymerase II cis-regulatory region sequence-specific DNA binding; DNA-binding transcription factor activity, RNA polymerase II-specific. The transcript is spliced from 2 exons. The record is from RefSeq and is a predicted model, not a curated record. The coding region runs from base 119 to 1297 and encodes 392 amino acids.
GAGAGAGCUCAGCAUCCUCAGCAUCUCUGCCUGGAAGCAGAUUCAGCUCACGGAUUAUUACUGACAUUUUUAAAAAGGGGGGAUCCCGAACUGAACCGUUUCUAUCUGAUCUAUAAGGAUGCUUCUGGAAAGGGACGACAGCUUUAUGUCUGAGUUUGAGGACGCCUGCAGCGCCUGGGUGGACAGCGUGGGUUCAAGCCCCAGUGAAGGGGUGGACUCUGAUGUGGGAUCACCGUUCAGCCAAGUUUUCUCUCCUGGAACUGACGCCUCAGACUCUGACUUCUUCUCCGAUUUGAGUGACUGCUCUUCGGACACCCUCUCUCCAUCCCUCGGCUACACCGGGAGCUUCUUCGCUGAGCCGGAGCCUGCGGCUGCGGGGCUGAGCAGCACCGCGGACGCCAUCCUGAACAUGAUCACUGAGAUCGUGGGGAUUUGCACUGAGAUGGAGCAGCAGCAGCAGCAGCCCGCCCCCGACUUCAGCCUCCCUCCUCCGGCUGCAGAGCAGCUGCCUGCAUCCGCAGCUUCAGCACCAGUGGUGAUCAAAUCAGAGUUUGGGAGCUCCAGCUGCAGCAGCGGCUGCUCUCAGACCUCCACGCCCGGGAGUGAUGCUCUGCUCCUGCCUGCUGCAGACUCUCUCCUCCCGCUCAUUGCUCUGGAGCAACAGAUGGAUGUGGCUGAUUUCAUCGAGUCUCUGCUGAGCUCCGAGGCCGGGCAGAGCGAACUGAAGCCCGGCUGUGAAGUGAAGCAGGAGCCGCUGGAGCUGGAGGACUGGCUGAAGGGUUUACCGGUUCCAGUAACCGGCGGGGACUCCGGUAACUACGUCAUCAGCAGCGCUCCUUCCACCCUGGACGCGCACCUGCUUUCCUCCCUCCUGCAGGGCGCGUUCCCGCUGGUUAACAUAAGCGGCGCGCAGGCGGCGGGGGCGCCCAAGCAGCCGCGGUCUGGGCGCAGGGCGCACGCGCGGGGCGGCGUCAAACCCAAGCCGUUCCCGUGCUCCGUACAGGGCUGCGAGCGCCGCUUCUCGCGCUCCGACGAGCUCAACAGGCACGUGCGCAUCCACACGGGCCAGAAGCCCUUCCAGUGCACCAUCUGCGCGCGCAGCUUCAGCCGCAGCGACCACCUGACCACGCACACGCGCACGCACACCGGGGAGAAGCCCUUCUCCUGCGACGUGUGCGGCAAGAGGUUCGCGCGCAGCGACGAGAGGAAGAGGCACGGGCGCGUGCACGUGAAGCAGCAGCUGCGCGCUCAGAUGAUGGCCGCCUACUCUCUGGCCCUGAACGCGCCUGGCGUCUAAAACAAACGAACAUUUGGAGGUGUUUUUUUGGAAGUUUUUUCGGAUUUCAACCGAGAACCGGACAGACGUGACGUCAUACCGGUGUACAGGUGCUGUUGCAGUGCCCUGAGGGUUCAGGUGCGGACCGAGCCAGCAGCUGAGCGGGCCUCUGUGACCCUGUGACCCCGCAGCCUGGAGGAAGGCCUCUGCUGUAAAAUAAAACCAACUUUUUUCUGCAUGAAGCCGUGAAGAGACUCUGUGAAUGUCGACGUCAGAAUGUCGUGCUCCUGUUGUUGAUAUUUUUCUGUAAACAGCUUUCUAUAUUUGAAGAGUCUCAUGUUUGCAACACAUCUCUAUUUUUCUAGAUGGACUGUCUACCUCUCAGUGUCACUGUUUUACAAUCAGAGUGUGUAUAUUUUAGAGAAGAAUCCAGAUGUUUCUCUGGCCAGGUUAACGUGAAACACGAUGUCACUUUUUUUUCUAUGAAAUGACUGGAGGUGCUCCAGGUGCGUGCAGGUUGAAGCUGCACCGAUGCUUUGUGGGAUAUGUUGUCCUGUGGUCUGUGGUGUGACAUCUGAAACACACCAGCUCAGUGAGAGCUGAGCUCCGAGUAGCACACAUGGCUGUGCAAGUUUACUGUUCCCUCAUUCUGCAUGGAGGCUGUUGUUGCUGUUAAUAAACAAACCAAACAACAGAU